CUGCACUUAAGAAUUGACAUAUAAAACAGUUGAAAUUGAAUUUUACGGUGAAAGUGGGAGUGUUUAUCUUUUUUAUUCAUUUUAAAUUGAUAAUAUCAUUUUGAAUUGUUGGCAAGUGAACUGUUUGUUUGUAGAAUACAAUCGCUUUUUGAGUGUCACUAAGACGAAAUUGUUUAACUUUACUAAAAGCCGGUGUAAUGGACAUGGAAGUGGACGGCAUUGAAACGUUAAGUAAUCCAUCUGAAGGAGGGAAGUUUUCUAACUUGAAAGCAUUUGUGACUGCUGCUCGGGAAUUUGAAGCGACCCAUAGUGAGUCUGCUGUGAAUUUGAUGACACGCUACCUUGGGCUAAUAGCCUCAUCAUGUGACUUAUCAAUAUUUUCACCGGGACGUUCAGAAGUGUGUGCAUUCUUCAGUUCACUAUGGCGUGUGAUGUGCGAUGGUCGUGGGCCUCAUUGGGCUGGAGUAGCCGUGCUGUCGAGAGCCGCUAUAGAACCCAGUGCUAGACAUGCUUUGACCCACACUUACAAGUUCAUGCCAAUCCUGGCUAGAUUAUUAUCCGACUCAAUAUCUAAUGACAAGAAAAUUAAACUUCUCUCUGUAAUGCAAGAAAUAUCCUACGGUAUCAAAAUCAGUUGGCAAGAGUCUUACCUAAGCAGUUUAAUGAAACAACUAACGGAAUGGAUUACACAGCCCAUGCCAGAGCCACAACUUCGUACAAUUGGUCACAAGUCACUUACAGUACUGGUCAAUGUGUGCUAUGGGAAUCUGCCCGCAAUAUACGCUUUGAUGAGGACUGUAGAUACCAAGGAUUUUGUGGUGCAUCUUAUUAGUUUGAAGGAUGGUGGUUACGGCGGUGUAGAAGUAUGCAGACUAUUGCUCUGUCUGUCGGGGGCGACGCGGGGCGCCGCGUCCACGCGCCAGCCUGACGUGCACAGCUACUUGUGUUGUACCAUGAGGACUUUCAAUAAAGCUGUCAGUGAAGGCGACGCGACUCAACUACUACACGCGUACACGUUUAUCAAUGAUCUGUGUUCAGACAGCAACUUGAGAAGUUAUGUGCUCACCUACCCACACUUUGUAAACGCGCUUGAAGAAGCUCUUAAGGAUGUUCAAAAUUUAUGCCAAGCAGCACCAGAUGAUAUGGGCGAGCCAGAGAAUACUGUGAAUUGUCUCCGCAAUGUUAUGAAAUUCCUGACUGUUCUAGUUAGCUUGGAUCUGUACUCCCUGCGAUGUCACCACAGUGCUCUAGUGUGUUUGUGUAUGAAAGCCAGUCGCAGCUGCUUGCCGGAGUCUCUUGAGCUGUUUGCUGCUAUCGUAUCGCAAUAUAGAGAUGAGGGACGCCUACCACAGGAACUCAUAUCAGUAAUCAAUGAUGGUCUACCAGGGUUACUAGUACCACCUUCUUUAGAGCCGGGGAAGGCAGGCGUGCAGUGGCUGCAAGUUGUCGGAGCUCUUUGCGAGUCUGUUGAGACACAAGAGCGAGUGCUACAAGAGGUCACUCCGGAUGCUUUUGAAGAUACUCUAUACAGCGUGCUUCAAUAUACGUCGCAGAAUGGCGUAGUUGGUGCGGAGGCGUCCCAGCAGGCUGUAGUGGUGGGGUGCCGCACGGCGCUGUGCCUGGCGCCGCUCGACCCGCACUGGGAGGCCGCACUCGCCAGGAUGCUCGCCCACCAUCAGGUGAGGAAGCUCCUGUGCGUCGGGCUAACAAGUACCAACGGGCCGAGGCGGAGACAGAUACUGCAGCUAGUCAAACAUCACUACUUCCCUUCAGACCAGAUGAAUCAGGUAUUUGGUGAGUCUCUACACGGUGUAUCAGAGUCUACGUCCGACUUGGCAACGAAUGGCUCAGGUACAGGGUGCUCCGAGGGCGCCUGGUGCGGCCGACUCGCCCCCGCGCAGGAACACGCUGUCGAUGAACUCGUCGCCAAGCUAAACGAUAAACUGAGAGAUGGAAAGAUAUCGGACAUCGCGACGUCGAGCGUGAUGGAGCUGUAUGGCUACAAGAUGACUACUUGCCUAGAACAGAGGCUGCACUCACACUCCGUAGCAUUACAGGGCGCCAGCGAGCACAUGGCAUCACUACAACACUCGCUAGCAAUGCUGCAAGCUACCAACUCCUCGCAACAAGAUGUACUGUACACCACACAGAUGCAAAAUGAAAGGCAUAAGAAAACGAUAGAAGACUUACACAAGCAAUUAGAAGACGCGGAAACGACGUUGCGUGGUUUUCGCGCGAAACUGGCCGCCGAGAAACUUGACAAAGAGAAUCAAAAGGAGAAUCUACACAAGGAAUUCCGCGCGCAAAUGGCUACUCUGGAGGCUGAAAUGAAAUUACGUGAGAGAGAAUUUGAAGAUCGACUGAAGACGUCUGAAGCUGAAUACAGAGCGCUACAGAAGAAAUUAGAACAACAGACAAGUAAAAAUAGUGAGCUAGCGGGCGUUCUGAUCAAGUUUGAGGAGCGCGUCAAGCAGCGAGACAAGAAACUAGAAGAUGCGGCCAGCAACGAGGCUGCGUUACGAAAGGAAAUUGAACAUAGAGAUAUGACUGUAAAACAACUAGAGAAGACAGUGUUAGAAAGGGAGAAUAGACUGUACCAGCUGACGACUCAGCUGGAGGAGAUGAAGCGAGUCCAGGAGAUGGUCGCCAAGCUGAUGAGCAAGAGUGCGUCUACCAGUAUGGGGAGCUAACGCUUGUUGUACAUAGAAAAGAAUGAAGAAAUACCGGUGGACAGCGGAUCUCAGCGACCGAGAAUAAUAGAAGACAAUAUUUUUAUACUGAUAUAUUCCACAUGCUGAUAGAUUUAUAUUAUUUUACAAGGAUUUCAUAUUGCGUAUAUGAACGGGCUAACGAUGGAAUGCGAUCAAAUUAAUAAUGUUUAUUGUAUAAUAUUUAGUGUC
Messenger RNA from Spodoptera exigua (beet armyworm), 2900 nucleotides. The record is from the annotation of a GenBank genome assembly. NCBI's taxonomy places the organism in Eukaryota, Metazoa, Arthropoda, Insecta, Lepidoptera, Noctuidae.